AUGAAUCGCGAAAAUUCAUUCAGCAAAGGAAAAGAGACCAAUCCUGUUCAAAAUGCAUCAUUCUUCUCGAAACGCAGCUUCUGGUGGUUGCGCGACACGUUCGGGUAUGGGCAACGUAAAGAGAUCACGGAGGAAAAACUUUACGCAACCUUGCCGGAACAUAGCAGCCACGGGUUGGCGGAAACGUUCGAACGUCUCUGGUCCGACGAGGAACAGCGUGGUCCAGAUAAGGCGAGUUUCGCAAGAGUCUACUGGCGGGCGUUUGGCAAGGAGACACUAUUCUGGGGUUUAUUGUUUUCCGCGUUUGAAACAGCGAACCGUGUUGCCCAGCCACUGCUGUUGGGGGAAUUAGUUUCCUAUUUUACCCCAAACCAAGACACCAUCAGCAAACAGGAUGCGUAUUUAUACGCGGCAGGUAUUAUCACGUGCUCGCUGCUAUCCGUCAUCUCGUUUCAUCCGUUUAUAUUUUACAUUUUUCAACUGGGAAUGAAGUUUCGAAUUGGCGCAUCGUGCUUAAUUUACAACAAGGUACUUAAACUCUCUAAAUCGACCACCGCUGGUGAUGGUUUGAAUGGAAAAAUCAUCAACCUACUCUCGAAUGACGUCGGGAAGUUUGACAUCGCAUUAUGCUUUGUACACGAUCUCUGGAAGGGUCCGAUGGAGGCGAUCCUUCUUGGCUACUUCAUUUAUCGGCAAAUUGGGUUCUCUGGUCUGCUUGGAAUGGCCUUUUUGUUAAGUUUCAUUCCGCUGCAGGCUUGGGUGGGCAAAAAAACGGCCACGUACCGGUUGAAGGCCGCAAAGCGAACAGAUCUACGCGUGCGCUUCAUGAACGAAAUCAUCCAGGGCAUUCAAGUUAUCAAAAUGUACACGUGGGAAAGCUCGUUUGCCAAGAUGAUCGGGACAAUUCGGCGCAAAGAGAUCCAAGCCAUACGAGGCGGAGCAUACGUGCGAGCAACUCUCAUAUCGUUCUUUACCGUAUCGCGCGUGUCCAUUUUUAUCAGCUUGCUGUCAUACACGGUCACCGAGAAUGUUAUCACUGCCAAAAAGGUGUUCAUUGUGACGUCGUUCUACAGUAUACUUAACGAUUCAAUGGUCCAUUUCUGGCCCAUGGCCAUCACCUUUUGCGCCGAGGGCUACAUUUCGCUAAAACGAAUAAGAGACUUUCUGUUAACACCCGAAGGCAAGAUUUCGACCGGUACUGGUUCGAAAAACUCGGUUGGUGUUGAGAAGAAGCAAAAGAAGAGAAAAGCAACUGCACCCGUCGGCGCACAGAUUUCGGACGCGUUGGAUCAUGGAAAAGAGGAAAAGCAAAAGAGCAAUCAGCAAAACGGCGGCAAAAAUGUUAUCUCCGACGAAGAUGUUGAUUACGAACCCUUGCUGCCGACGCGUCUGGUACGAAAGGUGGACGGCGACAGGAAAGGCAUCGUACUAGAUAAUGCUACGGCAAGGUGGGUUUGCCCAUCGGCCAAAGAGGAUACAAAAGCUAGAACCCCUGCCAGUGGCGCAGGCGACGGUUCGGAAGAGGCUACGAAUGUUGGGAUCGAAUCGAUUAGUUUAAGGAUUGACCCGGGCAGAUUGUGCGUUCUGGUUGGUCCCGUUGGCUCCGGUAAAACAACAUUACUUCAGGUGCUUUUAGGCGAGCUCGAGUUGGAUGAUGGAAAUGUGGAGAUCUACGGCACCGUAAGCUAUGCUGCACAGGAGCCAUGGCUGUUCGAAGGAAGCGUCCGGAAUAACAUCCUGUUCACGGAAGAGUACAACGAACGGCGAUAUCUACGAGUGGUGCGCGUGUGUGCACUCGAGAAGGACUUUGAAAUGUUCCCCCAUGGCGAUCAGACGAUUGUCGGAGAACGAGGCAUUAGCUUGAGCGGAGGACAAAAAGCCCGUGUCAAUCUUGCACGGGCCAUCUAUCGGAAAGCUGACAUUUAUCUGCUCGAUGAUCCUUUGUCCGCCGUAGAUACGCACGUGGGAAAACACAUCUACGAGCUGUGUAUUCGUGAAUUUCUCGCGAAUCGAGUAUGUGUACUUGUGACUCACCAACUGCAGUAUUUGAAAGAUGUGCAGCAAAUCGUUCUCAUGAACGCAGGCCGCUUGGAAGCCAGCGGAAGCUAUAGAGAGCUGAAGAAAUCAAACAUGGAAUCGAUAAUGGCCCUUACGCCCGACGAAUCUCCCUUGGAGAGUCCUAUCGAGAAGGAACUGAAAACGCUGCGUCAAAGGCGCACUAGUGGUUCUUCGACGGGAUCCCAGCAGUUAAGGGAUGGUGAUCUGAUGAUGGAUCUCCUGCAGCAAGAAAAGCAGGAAGAGGAAAAAGAAUCUCAAGGCGGUAGCGGGAGCGUGGGGUUGGCAGUGUACAAAACCUACAUAACGGCAGUGAACAGCUGUGGAUGGAUCUUCUGGCUUAACGCGCUCAUGAUUCUCUCACAGAUUGUUGUUAGUGGGGUGGAUAUUUUCGUAGCAGAGUGGGUGAACUGGGAAGAACGAGUAGCAGGCAUACCACCGGAGUUUGAAUUGAACGAUAAUCACACGAUUUUGAGUUCCCGUGACGUGCGUGUCCUGCUUCGCGAGCAGACCGACGUGAGCAAUUUCAUUGAGCGGCAACAGUACAUUUGGAUUUACAGUGGCUUGAUUAUUCUGCUAGUGCUGCUGGUAGUGAAGAGAUCGUUUUCGUUCUUUUACGUUUGUCUGCGCAUCUCUAUCAACCUGCACGAUCGAUUGUUUCGAAGGUUAACCCGCGCAACUAUGCACUUUUUCAACACAAACCCGUCCGGAAGAAUCCUUAAUCGUUUCUCAAAAGACAUCGGUGCGAUUGAUUCCGCACUACCGAUGGCGCUGCUAGAUUGCGUUGUGUUUUUCCUGGAAAUGAUAGCUGUGGUGGCGGUGGUGUCGAUUGUCAAUUACUGGUUCCUUGUACCGACAGCCAUCGUUGCCAUUUUGAUGUACUACAUCCGGCAGGUCUAUCUCAAUACGUCGCGUGUCGUGAAACGCAUCGAAUCCGUCAACCGAUCGCCACUCUUCUCACACACCAACGCUACCCUGCAAGGGCUGUCCACUAUUCGUGCGUUUGGGGCGCAAUCCGUGCUGAGGCACGAGUUUAACGAAUUUCUUGACGUUAACUCGUCCGCGUGGUAUAUGUUUAUCUCUACGAAUCGUGCGUUUGCCCUAUGGCUGGAUCUGGUGUGCGUUUUAUACAUCGCCAUCGUAACGAUUAGCUUUCUGUUGAGCGACAGUCAACAGAUGCUCGGAGGUAGUGUUGGAUUGGCCAUCACAAAGACGAUCAGCUUGGUCGGUAUGUGCCAGUGGGGGAUGCGGCAAUCGGCGGAACUCGAAAAUCAGAUGGUGUCGGUGGAGCGCGUCAAUGAAUAUACCAACCUGCCGUCAGAACCACCGCUUGAGACGGCACCGAAGCAUCGCCCGCAACGCAACUGGCCAGAACACGGUGCAAUACGCUUUGUCAACGUUGAUCUGCGCUAUUCGGAAGAUGGCGAGCGCGUUCUUAAAGAUCUCAAUUUUGUCAUACGCUCGAACGAGAAAGUUGGCAUCGUGGGCCGAACUGGGGCCGGAAAAUCUUCCCUCAUACAGGCGUUGUUCCGGUUGGCGCCGUUCGACGGCAACAUCGAGAUAGACGACAUAGACACUAAAACGCUAGGGCUGCGGGACUUGCGCAGCAAAAUAUCAAUCAUACCUCAGGAUCCAAUUUUGUUUUCGGGCACCCUGCGAAGCAAUCUGGAUCCCUUCGACCAGCGCAAAGAUGACGAGCUGUGGAGUGCGCUGGAUCAGGUGGAGCUGAAAGAAGCUGUGUCCUCGCUGGCCGGGGGUUUGGAAUGCCGCAUGUCGGACGGUGGAAAUAACUUUAGCAUGGGCCAAAGACAGCUCGUUUGUCUCGCAAGAGCCAUUCUGAGAAAUAAUAAAAUUCUCGUUCUGGACGAAGCCACUGCCAAUGUUGAUCCAGAAACGGAUAAGCUUAUUCAAACGACCAUUCGCACAAAAUUCGCUCAUUGCACAGUAUUAACGAUUGCUCAUCGCUUACACACGGUUAUGGACAGCGAUCGCGUGCUGGUGAUGGAUGCUGGUCGUGUUGUGGAAUUUGGCCACCCGCACGAGCUGCUACAUGGUCCAAUCGGAUAUUUGCGGGGGCUCGUAGACCAAACCGGUGUCGCCACUGCAGCAAUGUUGAUGCGUACCGCGGAAGAGAAUUUCAAAAAAUCUAGUGCAAGGCCAAAUGAAGCUCUGCGAAUUACGAAGGCGGCUGGAACAGACGGUAUGACUGGGCAGGUCAUCAAUCUGAUGUCUAACGAUGUUGCCAAAUUCGAUACCGCGACCGGGUUCGUACACGAUAUCUGGAAGGGAUUAAUAGAGCUGCUCGUAUUGGGCUACUUCAUUUACAAACAGAUUGGCAUUUCGGGACUAUUUGGCAUUGCAUUUCUGCUCAGCUUUAUCCCGCUUCAAGCAUGGCUCGGAAAGAAAGCAGCCCUUUAUCGCCUUAAAACGGCCAACAGGACGGAUCGUCGGAUACAGUUUAUGAACGAAAUCAUACAAGGAAUUCAGGUGAUUAAAAUUUACGCCUGGGAGGAAAGCUUUAGCCGAAUGGUAGACCGUAUCCGGCGAAAGGAAGUGAACGGCAUACGAGGUACACUGUUUAUCCGGGCUGGGUUGCUAUCGUUCAAUCUCGUUUCCCGGGUAGCGAUCUUCCUUAGUCUAGUCGCAUACGUCCUGCACGGAAAUGUAUUCACCGCAAAGAAGGUGUUCAUCGUAACCUCCUACUUCAACUGGCUGUACAGCUCGAUGCUACACUUUUGGCCGCUGGCACUAACAUCCGUCCACGAGGGGCUGGUGUCGAUAAGACGCAUACAGGACUUUCUGCUGUUGGAUGAGCGCAAGUUCAGGCCACACCGUCCGGCUGCGUUGCUAUCUCGUGGUCCGGAGAAAAACGCUCCAGAAACCGUAACGGAUGACAGUGCUCGUGGGCUGCUAGUGGCCAAUGGGGCAGCUGGUUCCACCAAAGAGGCAAAGGGAGCUCUGGCGGAAGGAAAUGCCGGAAGUAUAGGCCGAAAGAUGCCGAAAAGCAAGCGCUUCAUUAACAGGAAAGCCAUUGCACGGCAAGGCAUUUUCAUGCGCAAUGGUACGGCAUUUUGGGAUAAGGGACUGUCAACUUCCAGCAAUGAUGCCGAUACGAGAGCGAGUGGCAUAAAAAACGUGACACUGACUGUAGAUAAAACGAAACCGUGCGUAAUCGUGGGACCCGUUGGGAGUGGUAAGUCGACCAUGCUACAGGUAAUCCUUGGCGAGCUGGAAUUAGACGAAGGUCAAUUGGAAAUCAACGGCAACCUUAGCUACGCCUCACAGGAACCGUGGCUUUUUGAGGGCACGGUAAAAAACAACAUUGUCUUCACGGAAGAUUACCAGGAAAAACGCUACCGGGAGGUGGUAUCGGUGUGUGCUUUGGAAAGAGACUUUCGACUUCUACCGCACGGUGAUCAAACGAUCGUCGGUGAGCGUGGCAUCAGUCUAAGUGGUGGUCAAAGGGCACGUAUCAGUUUGGCGAGAGCGGUUUAUCGACGGGCGGACAUCUAUCUGCUAGACGAUCCAUUAUCGGCUGUUGAUACGCACGUAGGAAAACACAUAUUUGAAGAGUGCAUCAUAAAGUACUUAAAGGACAUCGAGCAUGUCGUGCUAAUGAAUACGGGAAGCGUCGAGGCGCAGGGACCGUUCCGCACGCUGGCAGAAUCGGGCAGGUUUGCCAUGCUGAGUCAACACCACCAGUACGACGACCCAGGGCAAGGACUGGAAACGAGAAACGCAUCAUCGUCUGACGAUCCGUCUGCGUCGUCGCCAUCGGAAGGCCAGCACCCCGACGGCGCAGUGGCAUUUUGUGGCACCACGGACAAGGAUAAUGGCCAUCUACAAAAAGUCGAUAGUGUCGAGAACAAUGGGAUUGACUACGGUUCCAUCAUCAACAUCGACCUCACUGGAAAAGCCGAAGCGCAUGGAAUGACGCCAACGCGCACCAGAAGACUCUCGAUACAUCCGACGCCGGCCCAAAACCAGUCGGCACAUCAGCAGCACCAGUCACUCUACCAACCAUCGCCGUUUUCAUCGAGCAGCAUGGUCUUCGAUGGCUAUGAUGACCGCGAGGAACGUCGUAGCGGCAAAAAGAAACCCACUUCGUUCCAGGUCGGGUCUUCGAACAAAAAUGAACCAAAUACCCUCAAUAAGGAAUCGCAACAAACCGGACGCAUCGGGUGGCGAGUGUACAAGCGCUUCUUUCAAGCAGUGGGAAGUAACUUUCUGCUGGCGUUGGCGGUUGUUCUGUUUCUGAUGGCUCAGGUCAGCAUGAGUGGUAUCGAUUACUACAUAUCACAGUGGGUAAACUGGGAAGAAUACUCAAGUGCCCUCGAGAGGCUGAAAAGCAAUCGAUCUAGCGCGGGAGUAUCAACAGAAGCGGGCCAUCUCAACGGCACUGACUAUGGUGCAAUUCUUCCGAUCCCAACAAAACUGCAGGGCAGCAUCUUCAGCCAACUAUCGAGGCAUCAGUACAUCCUGGUGUACGCCGUUGCCAUGCUGUUCAUGUUUGUGCUCUCCUUGAGCAGAUCCUUUCUAUUUUUCUACAUUUGUCUGCGGGCGACGGUACGGCUGCACGAUCGUCUCUUUCGCGGCAUUACCCGAGCCACUAUGUAUUUCUUCAACACGAACCCAUCCGGUCGGAUUCUGAAUCGCUUUUCACGCGACAUUGGUUGCAUCGAUACGUUUCUUCCCUUUGCGAUGAUGGACUGCAUUCUGUGGCUGGAAAUGGUUUGUGUGCUGUACAUUGCCGUCGUAACGCUGAGUUUCCUGAUGGUCGAAGAUUCAAUGAGCGGCAACGUCGGUCUGGCUAUUACGCAAGUGUUCAAUCUGAUCUUCAUGUGCCAGUGGGGCAUGCGGCAGACGGCGGAACUAGAAAACCAAAUGACAUCUGUCGAGCGUGUGGUAGAGUACGCCGAGGUCGACCCCGAACCGUCGCUGGUGUCGAUCGGAAAGCACAAACCUCCGGCCGAUUGGCCGGCAAAGGGUGCGAUACGGUUCGAGCACUUUUCACUGCGUUACUCUCCGCAGGCCAGUUUGGUCCUGCGAGACCUCAAUCUGUCGAUAAACGCCGGCGCAAAGAUAGGAAUCGUUGGCAGGACGGGAGCAGGAAAAUCCUCCAUCAUACAGGCGUUGUUCCGGCUCGCAGUCAAUGAAGGAAUUAUACACAUCGACGGUGUUGACAUUGGGACGCUCGGGUUGCACGAUCUGCGCAAGCGGAUCUCAAUUAUUCCGCAGGAUCCUAUACUGUUCUCGGGAACGGUGCGGGAAAAUCUGGACCCCUUCAAGCAGCACGAUGACGACGCGCUGUGGAAUGCGUUGGACUACGUGGAACUGAAGCGGUCCGUGAUGGCGAUGGAGGGAACACUGGAUGGCAAAAUGUCUGACGGAGGUUCGAACUUCAGCAUGGGUCAAAGGCAGCUCGUAUGCCUUGCGCGUGCUAUUCUUCGCAACAAUCGCAUCCUAAUUCUGGAUGAAGCUACUGCAAACGUGGAUACCGAGUACGUCCUCGAAACCGAUAAGCUGAUUCAACGGACCAUUCGGGAGCGGUUUGAGAGUUGCACCGUGCUGACGAUAGCACACCGUUUGCACACGGUAAUGGACAGCGAUCGUGUGCUGGUGAUGGACGCCGGAAAAGCUAUCGAGUACGGUCACCCUCAUGAGCUGCUGCAACGCACCGGCGGUGCACUGAGCCAGUUGGUCAGCCAAACCGAACCAUCCGUGGCGGAGCAGCUGGCCACCAUAGCGCUGAAAAGCUACAAUAGCGCAGUGAAAGCGAAAGAUUCCGCAACCAGCGAACAGCUGAUAGCUCGAGAUAGCGAUCGUCCUCGCGAUAGUCUAGAGAUAAAACCCGGCAAGCCAGACGGGACGCGCGAAAGUGCACGUUUGCAUCCAUUUGCUACCGCUAGCUCCGUUUCGCGAUACUUUUUCUGGUGGCUCUUCGAUGUGCUCCGAAUUGGCGUGCGAAGGCAAAUCGUUCCAGGCGACAUUUAUGAUACUCUGCCCGCCCACCGGAGUGCACGAAUCGGUGCAGUGUUCGAGCAACAAUGGCAAUGUGAGAUCUCGCGCAAGCCAACCACUCACCCAGGAGGAUCGAUCGAUGGCCAAGGUUCCGGAAGCGGAGGAAAACUGUCGCAGGAAAACAAUCGGUCGGCGCCAUGGCGGCUCCUGCGGACGAUAUUACGCAUUUAUGGUGCCGGAGUGCUGGUAUUCGGAUUUGUCUACAGUGCUAUUGAAUCUGCCUGCAGGAUAGGACAACCAUUUCUUCUUGGGCAGUUGAUUCUGUACUUCGAUCAGCAAAAUUCAUCGGAUUUUGCAGACGAUGCAGCUAUCACACUUGGUGCAGCUUAUGGAUACGCGGUCGGUAUCGUCAUGACGGUUUUAGGACCGAUGGCAAUAUUUCACUGGUAUCAACUGUACCUGCUGCAAGUGGGAAUGAAAAUUCGUAUUGGCUGCUGUUCGCUGAUCUAUCGGAAGGUUCUAGAGCUAAGCAGUGACACCGAGGGCUUAUCGGGUACGGUGAUCAAUCUAAUGGCGAAUGACGUCAGCCGUUUCGAUUAUGCGGUGAUAUUUUUCCACGAUCUCUGGAAAGGGCCCGUGGAGUUGAUCAUCGUAGCUGUGCUGGUGUAUCUCGAAAUAGGACCAACAGGGCUGAUAGGCAUAGGGUUUUUACUGCUCUUCAUACCGAUACAAGCAUGGUUAGGGAAAAAAUCGGCUGCAUUCCGAAUGGCGGCGGCAUUGGCUACGGACGAGCGAGUGCGUGUGACAAAUGAAAUAGUUCGUGGAAUUCAAGUUAUUAAAAUGUACGUGUGGGAGCGCCCGUUUGAAGAGAUCGUGAGCAAGUUGAGGCGCAAGGAGAUACAGGCAUUACGAGGCAGUGCCAUCGUCAAAUCGGCUCUGUUUGCGCUCCGCGUAGUCCCAAAAGUGUCCAUCUUUUUGUCGCUAGUUGCGUACGUUUAUCUCGAAAAUGCUGUCACGGCACGGCGCGUAUACAUGCUGAUUUCAUUCUUCAGCGUAAUUCAUCAUUCGAUGGUCGAAUUUUGGCCACUCGCGGUUACGUCUGCCGCUGAGGGUUGGAUUUCGUUGAAGCGAAUACAAGCAUUUCUACUUCAGAAAAGCGUCUCGAAACAAAGCGAAUCACAGCGAUUAUUUGAAUCUUCCCAAACCGACGACCCGUCCAUCGAGUUCCAAGCUGUAUGCACUACGUGGGAGGAAGCGAAAUUCGAGCUUAAAGAUCUGUCCUUUAAAGUGAGUACAUCGAUACAUCGAACGGUGGCGAUUGUUGGUCCUGUUGGCGCCGGAAAGUCGACAGUGUUGAAUCUUAUCAUCGGAGAACAGCCCGCCACUCAGGGGAAAAUCCAGUUAAAUGGCAUCAUUAGCUACUGCCCACAAAAACCUUGGAUGUUCGAGGGCACCAUAAGGCAAAAUAUUACCUUUCUCGAGUCGUACGAUGAAAAGCGCUACCAAGCGGUGUUGAAAGUGUGCGCGCUAGAAGAGGACGUUCGAAUGUGGCCGAGCGGCGAUAACACGAUGGUUGGUGAGCGAGGAUACACCUUGAGCGGUGGCCAAAAAGCAAGAAUCAAUCUGGCCCGUGCGUUAUACCGUCACGCUGACAUCUAUCUCUUGGACGAUCCCCUUUCUGCGGUGGAUGCGCAGGUAGCCAACGUUAUUUUCGAACAGGCUAUCCGGAAUUUUCUCGUCGGAAAGCUGGGCAUUCUGGUGACGCAUCACAUAAAGUAUGCUAGUCAUGCAGAGCAUAUCCUGGUGAUGAACAGUGGAAAAAUCAUUGCACAAGGUAACUAUGAACAGCUGUCCGAUUUCUUCGAAGAGAGACACCCGGCUAGAGCAACGGUCUCGAUACAGCCUACUGAGAAUCGAAAGGAAAGCCUAUCCGAAGCAGCGUACAUCGAAAAGGAGCAGGCUCUGUCAGAGCGAGGAAAACUGAAGGAAGAACAGGAAGAUGGCACUGUUCAGUUUAGAGUGUAUGUUGAUUUUCUAAAAUCUGUGCGCAGUGCUUCUUUUGUGACAUUCGUGGCUUUACUCAUGAUCGCCUUUCAAGUAGCUUCCUCAGGAACGGAUUACUUCUUAUUUAUAUGGGUGGACUGGGAAGAAACAUAUGCAAAUACAGACCAGGCACGAUGGUCAACGGACGAUCACGUGCUGUUCUAUACCGGCGCUAUCAUCAUCACCAUACUGCUGACAUCCAAUUCGUUUGCAUUCUUCGAAAUGUGCCUCAAAGCAUCACUGUACGUUCAUUCUGCGCUCUAUCGAGGCGUAUCCGAGACGGCGAUGUACUUUUUUCAACAGCACGCAUCGGGCAGAAUAAUGAACCGGUUUUCCAAGGAUAUUGGACUGAUCGAUUCUAGCCUGCCGGUAGUUAUGAUCGACAGCAUUUACUUUUUCCUCGAGCUUGGCGGCAUCGUUGUGAUUGUGUCGCUCGCCAACUACUGGUUGCUAAUUCCCACUGCCAUCAUGGGGCUCGUAUUUUAUGUGCUGCGGUUUGUCUUCCUACGCACGGCGCGAAACGUCAAGCGCGUUGAGGCUAUCACCCGAAGCCCAGUGUUUACGCAUACUAAUGCCACCAUUGAUGGUUUACCGACAAUAAGGGCAUUUGGAGCCGAACGCUUCGUGCAGGACACGUUCCAUGGGUAUCAGGAUAUCAACACAUCGGCUAUGUUUCUGUUUGGAGCUACGACCCGCGGUUUUGCUUUCUGGCUCGAUAUGAUCUGUUUGCUGUACAUUGCGUCGGUGGUUUUGAGUUUCCUGGUCAUCGGUAAUGAUAUCUUGAGCGGUAAUGUCGGGUUGGCCAUAACCCAGGUACUGAACCUUAUCGGAAUGUGCAAUUGGGGAAUUCGGCAGACGGCCGAGCUUGAAAAUCAAAUGACAUCCGUAGAGCGUGUGCUUGAAUACGCUCGGCUGGAACCGGAAAAGGACACGGUAUCGGAUGCCUCAACCACCAUCGCACGCAGCGAAGCGUGGCCUGAAAAUCCCAGCAUAACUUUCCGAGAAGUUUAUCUGCGCUAUGCGCCCGGCUCGGAGCCCGUACUGAAGCGGCUAUGCUUCGAAAUAAAACCCAAGGAACGCGUCGGAAUCGUUGGGCGUACUGGCGCAGGCAAGUCGUCAAUAAUUCAAGCGCUCUUUCGACUGACACCCUUGGACAACCGGGGUGGUAUCAUCGAGAUUGACGGAAUCAAUAUCGGUUCGGUGCCGUUGCGGCAGUGCCGCAGCCGCAUCUCGAUAAUUCCCCAGGAUCCGGUCAUAUUUUCGGGCAGUUUGCGAAACAAUUUGGACCCGUUCGAGCGGCUUCCAGAUGAGCAGCUGUGGAAAGCGCUCGAGCAGGUGGGAUUAAAAGCCACCGUAGCAGCGUUUGCCGGAGGUUUGAACACAAAAAUGGCCGAAGGUGGCACCAAUUUCAGCGCAGGACAACGGCAACUGCUGUGCCUGGCCCGAGCCAUCCUGAAGGCCAGUAAAAUAUUGAUACUCGACGAGGCCACAGCCAACAUCGAUACGAAAACCGAUACACUCAUUCAACACACGAUAAAAACACACUUUAACGACUGCACUAUUUUAACCAUUGCCCACCGUUUGCACACUAUCCUGGACAACGAUCGAGUUAUGGUGAUGGAUGCAGGCCGAGUGGUCGAGUUCGAUAGCCCGGACAGGCUUUUACAAAUCCCAGCGGGAUACUUCCGCAAGUUAGUCGCAGAGGACGAACAAGACGGACAGACCGGACAGUUCAGCAACAAGCAGCACGCAUCGCAAAUAAAACCAUCAGUAAACAUUGGAUCAAUGUGA
Molecule: messenger RNA, 11850 nt
Organism: Anopheles nili
Lineage: Eukaryota; Metazoa; Arthropoda; Insecta; Diptera; Culicidae
Exons: 25
Coding region: 1-11850 (3949 amino acids)
Biological process (GO): transmembrane transport
Cellular component (GO): membrane
Molecular function (GO): ABC-type transporter activity; ATP binding; ATP hydrolysis activity
Source: RefSeq, a predicted model, not a curated record